Dermacentor andersoni is the source of this 7709-nucleotide messenger RNA. RefSeq names its product monocarboxylate transporter 9-like. The record is from RefSeq and is a predicted model, not a curated record. Gene Ontology annotation, molecular function: monocarboxylic acid transmembrane transporter activity. Gene Ontology annotation, biological process: transmembrane transport. Lineage: Eukaryota; Metazoa; Arthropoda; Arachnida; Ixodida; Ixodidae.
GUAGUGUACAAUUAAGCGCGGAAUCGUACAGUAUCCAUAGGGUCUACGAAUUGAGAGUAUGCCGGUAUAGUCAGUGUAUCGACUAUAAAACCUGCGAUGCUGAGAUUCGGAUCACCAGGUAAACUCAAUCACUUACCUGUGAUGACGAAAUUCGGAAGAUAACGAGGGAACUUGAAAGGAAUCCAAGGAGCAUGCAGUCACCAACGGAAUACGAAAUAAUGAACGGCGCAACGCUUUAGAGACCGAAAGACGCCGGCAACGUAAUGGGGAGCAACCGCGUGUAGCUGUUAUUGUAGUUGAGAUCGGAGAGGAACUGGUGGAGUUAGCCAGGUCGUGUAAUGCGUCGAGAAGAUAACCGAGGCUCUGUUAGAGCGGCAGAAUGGGUGCCAAGGCAAUAGACGAUAAACGCCCGUCGAGAGCGGCAGAAAACUUGAUCGGAUGGCGAGGCUAGAGAAAUUUGCCAGACACACGGCCGAUGCAGCAGAAGAGUAGUUAGAGACUUCUGCGAGAGCCUUUUUCGUUCUACUGUGCACACAACUAGGCUUCUCCGUUUUGCUGUUCUCUUUUAUGAGAUGAACGCAAGGGGACAUCGAGAUGUUGCACGUAAGAAGCUGAUGAUGCUGCUCUUCUGCUGCCGCUGAUUCACAACUUUGUAAACCGAACAUACAAACACGAGCUUUUCGAUAUCAAAUCAGCUCCUAUACGGGACGUACGGUCAAUGUGGCUCCUGUAUGUGAAAGAAAAUUUGCUGUUCUCGCCAAGGCCAUAUCGCUGGAACGUAUCUCCAUAUCUCCGUAUCCCUGGAACACGCGGUCCAGAUAUACGCGCGUUCUCUCCCGGUCCUGUAGACCCGUGAGCCAUGGCUCUCAGCUGCGCGGACAUUAAACGGUGCAAACAUAGAUGUCAAGCACGGCCCAGCGUUGUUACUUCAGUCUUUGUUCCACGCCCCGAUCGACCUUGACGACUGCGGCAGCCGAUCGGCAUCGGGUCGCGGCGUGGUUAUCUGAGCGAAGCCAUUAGGGACGAAGCUCUCGCAACCGGAGACCCAGUUCCCUUUCGGCAAGCCGAUGUGUCUCCGGCGGUAAUGCGACGCCAUUACGCAAUCGCGCGCUUCUCGUCGUUCGGCGCGAACCGAACUUUGCACGAACGUUUGAUCGGCUCGCGGAACGGUUGCCGCCGGAAGGAGUCGCAAUCGCAUUUACUUACUCGCGUUGUUUCGGGAUACAAAAAAGAAAGAGCGAGCCCUGGAAAAAAACUGGUUACCCUCGCCUCUCCAAAGGCGAGCGUCAAACGUCAUUGCGGAGUCCCCUCAUCCACACCCUCUCUCUCUCUCUCUCUCUUUCUCUCUCUCACGCGCACGAGUGCCGGUGAGAGAAAGGCGCGUGGGGUCCUGCUGCCCGCACGCGAGAAGACACUUUAACUGCCAGCUGGCUGCUGGGCGUGCGCUCGAUGGGACGCAUAUCAAGUAAGGCGGUGGCAGUGGCUUCUGGCAGUGUUUGGAGCACCGACCGUGGUACGACUCACGCUGGCUUGGCUUCGCUUGCUUGGCUUUAGGAAACCGCCGCGCGUGGGUGUGCGCGCUCCGGAAAUGCUGCGCGGCUGCACUUGAUAAAGCGGCGAUUUCGAGACGGAAGCGCCGGUAAAUAUUCCCGAUAUGGCCGCAGAUUCGUGUUACAUGAUGGGCGUUUUCCGGAUGGCGUGACGGAGCUUACUCCUUUACUUUGCUCUUUGUUUUCGUGCCUUAUUUUCAUUUUAAUGGUGUGUGUACCGCGUUUGUGGAAGCCCCAGAAGUCUGUCUUGUUGAGGAUGUGCGCGGUCAAUAGAGCAUAUGACCAAGUGUUCAGGAAGUCGAUGACAUGUGACUAAUACGGAAGAGAACACAGCACGCCGCAAGGAAGCGCCUCAAGGAUAUGAUCCUGCGUGAAAUAAGUUGUUAACGCCAAGGAUCAGCUGGAGACUACCGCACGCACGCUUUUGCAACUUUAGGUUUUUAUACUACAAGAUAAUUUAGGGUUUUAGGAGAAGGCCACACGGUUGCUAUUGGGUAGAAAGGGUUGACACAGAACUCCAGAGAAAGCUUCGGCGCAAACGAUAUUUUGAAAGCUCCAGCCCAUUCAAAUGUGCACGUUACCUUAUCUCGCUUUAAGCCCCGUUAAGGCGCAAAAUCAAUCGCAGUGCUCUGCAAUGCACUUGGCCUGAGUGGACCUCGUUAUGCGCGCGUUACUGGUUAAAUACCUUCGAUAGUUACAUAUCACUGCGCUCUGUACGACAGGAAGAGGAAGUCACUCUUGAACGCUGCAAGAGGCAACCUUAAGAAUAUACUUCCGUGAACCGACAGCGAAACUACGGAGACAUUGACCCCAGCAGCGUUGCACGUGCUUCCGAAGAAUAGACGAUGUGGAAACGUCGGCGUCCCUCUUGAUUUCUGACCUACGUGCUUAGUCUGAUAGCGUUUGUUUUUAGACGAGCCCUUCCUUGUCCACUGCUUGAAAGAUACACCGCGGUCUGAGCUGCCGUGCGUAGCCGGGCUAACGACUGGGUGCCAAUCCGGAACAUACGAGUUCCAAGACGCUCUCGAGAUGAGGCAUCGCGAAUCCUCCUGGAACAGACGGCAUCACGGUCCCGACGGACCGUGGGCUUGGCUCGUGGCUUCGGCCGCAGCCUGGAAUCUCUUCUGGCUCAGCCUCCUGCGUCGUUCGGGCGGCGUGAUCUUCGUCGCCCUGGUGACCGCCUUCGGCGAGAGCAGGGAGAGGACCAGCUGGGUCAUCAGCCUCAACAUGAGCCUCGCCAUGCUCUUAGGUCCUGUAUGGGGCCUACUGACAAAAUUCCUGUCUCUGAGGACGCAGACCUUGUUGGGCUGUUUCAUCGUCGGCGUGAGCAGCAUCCUGUGCUACUUCGCACGUUCCUUGACAAGUGUGAUCGUCCUGCAAGGCGUCUGUGGUGGAAUAGGCCAGGGAAUCGUGAUGCCGACCAAGGAUCUGCUCAUAGGCUACCACUUCCGGAGGUACCGCGGUUCGGCCAACGGCAUCUACUUCAUCGGUGGCACCCUGGCGGCAUUCCUCUACCCCAUGGUCCUGCUGCUGCUCGUACAGGAGUACAAUCUAGGCGGUGCACUGCUCAUUACGGGAGGCCUCCAGCUCCACGCGCUCGCCGGAUCCCUGUUCUACAGAAAGCCACCCUGGGCCCAAGCCCAGAACGAAACAGAGGCCAGGAGAAACAGUGCCGGACUGAAGGCCAGGGGAGACGACAGGUACAGCACAGGGCGUGAGGUCUCGAAAUCGUCCAAUAGCUACAAGACAGAAGAAGAGCGUACUGUCAACAACCGCGACGUCUCACACUCCGUCGAUGGAACAUUUUCGAAAGCGCUGGUGCCCUGCGCGAAUGGUGACGCCACGGAGUGUAACGGUGCCGUCGGUGUUGCGGACGUUGUCCGAGAAGAAGGACAGCACGGCGAUGGCGUCCUGCUGAACGGUGCCGAGUACGGAAACCAAGAAACCAAUCGUUCUUCUGCAACCGCGAGUGCAGCCGCUGCAUUGCUAAGCGACGAGGCCGGAGUAGCCGUAGAGGAGGGCGCAGCGACCGCUGUCGACCGCACGGAUAAAGACAGGCGAGCAUCGUCAGCUAGCUCCCGCCACUUCGGCUUCCUCAAGUACCCGGUCUUCUACAUGAUCUUCGUGACGUGCUCGUUCAGUGCCUUCUCGAUGUUGCCGUUCACGGUCCUCGUGGACUACGUCAAGGAGAGAGGGUUCAGCGCCCAGGACGGCGCCAUUUUGUUGUCGGUGAGGGCCAUCGGGGACGCCAUUUCGCGUCCCAUGUCGGGCGUGCUCUCCGACAGGGAUCUGGUCGACCGGCGGACGCUCAUGUGCGCCAGCAAGCUGACCGUGGCGUUCGUGUGCGCGCUGCUGCCGCUGGCGACGCAGUCGUACGCUGCGCUGCUCGUGCUGUGUGUGCUUCUUGGCUGGAGUACCGGCACCGCGGUGGUGCUCUUCGUGCCCAUCAUGGCCGACCGUGUCGGUGUGGCCAGCCUGGGGCUGUCCAUGGGGUUCUGCAGGUUCGCCAUGGGUGUGGGUCACCUGACAUGUCCGAUUAUAAUCGGGCAUUUCAAGGACGAGCUCGGCUCCUACGAGGGACUAUUCUACCUCAGCAGCAUUGUGACCUUCUUGGUGGGCUCGCUGUGGCUGGUAGACGCCCUUCGCAUGGUGGUCAUCCGUAGAAGACGAAGGCGUGCCUCAGCUGCAGUACGCUGGGACGCAGUGCCGACAAGUGAACAGCAGAGUUCUGCAGUGCAUUCGUGACAUCUGUUACUCUGUACCUUUUAUGCAUAGUGUGUUACAAUGACUGAAACGUUUUUAACAAUGCAAGUGGCAAGGCCGAGGUGUCCUCCGCAACGCAAAUGUACUGCCAUCAACUACAGAAGGACGUCGACAAGUGUUCUCCAAUCUUCUGUGGCGUAGCGCAAUGCGUGUCGCGCGGGUUACAGUAUUAUAUUUUCUUCAGUGAGUGAAACAAAGACAGCAAACAGAAAGACGCUGGAACCCCGAUGGUAACUCUCAUACAUGCGCCAUAUUCUGCUGGGCAGUCAUGAUUACAAAUGAUAAGAAGUCUUCCGUGGUGUCUCCCUGAUACCUCUCGCUCUGUAUCUUGAUAGCGUGUUGCAUGCAGUGACUGAAAGAGAAACAUCCAGCCUUGGUGUCCUGCCCGACAUAAUAACACGCUGCAUUUCGUUGAAGGCAUUGUAGGCACGCGCCCAACAUGUCGCGUGUGUGUGUGUGUGUGAAAACAUUUAUUAUAAUGAGGUCCGGAGGCUCGACUUCUUAAGCCAAGGCGGGCCAAGGCUCCCACGUUGGCACUGUCAGGCCAAGCCUUUCAGCGACAUCAUGGGCCUUCUGGACAGCCCUUAGUUGGUCCUGAAAUAAUGGGCUUUGAAUCCUUUUCUCCCACUGUGUCCAUUCUUCAACGAGGUUGGGGAGAGUCGCGGGACACCCCGCUAGCAUAUGUCUGAGUCCAAUGAUGCCAUUACAAUCGUUGCAGUCCAUGUUUUCCUGCGCAUAUGGGGAACGUGAACGAGACUCGGGUAAACCUCAAUGAGGUUGCUCAUGACUUGGCAUGAGGACUCGCUAACCGUGACAUUCACAACCGAGCCGUUCAGCAUCAAACCAGGGAAUUUAGAGAUCAUUUAAUAACAUACAAUGGCAUUACCAAACAUUACUAUUUAGGACGCAGGCAAUUCUCAUUGCCACAUUCAAAACUGAACAGGGCUCAGGCAGUCUCACUGCGCUUAUUACAAACGGGUACAUAUCCCACACCGUACACCAUUAAUAAAAUAUAUCCAGCAUGUCGUGGAUACUUCUGGCACGAUCGCUUUUGCAGCACGGCCUGCAUUCGCGGUUGAGUUCUGACGCUAAAAUUUGCCAACGUUGUCGGCAAGAACUGGCGCCGGCCAGUCGUCAUAUGCAUCACAUCAUUGGCUAAGUUGGAUAAUGACAGAAUAUUAGGAAAGAAUGCAUUUGUUAAUUCGGCUCUUUAGCCAUAUUCACAACAGAACACUUACGCUGCGACUAAGUAGAAAUACGAGAAGGCAGCCGGCCCAAGAGCAAAGAUGACUUGCGAACGAAAAACGUUAUGAGUUAGGCCGCUAUUGAUAGAAUUUGCCAAUCUAUCAAUAGAUCUCCAUUUACCCCUGUCCUGGGUACUUGGAGAUCGUAGGGAGAUGCUUUCGUCCUGCAUGGACAUAAAAUAGGCUGAUGACAAUGAUGAUGAUGGUGAUGAUGAUGAUAAUAGAAUUUCAGUGGAGGAGGAGGAGGAGGAAAGAACUUUAUUGUGUGCCCUGCGAGUUGGUGGGGAGGGCCAAAGGCCCCGCCUAGGUGACGGCCAGGAGUUCGUGGGUCCUGGCGACAUCCUCGGCCCGCUGGACGGCCCAUAGUUGAUCCUCGUGGGCGGGGCUGAGCAGCGCGGCUUCCCAGCGCGUGCGAAGGCUGCUGCUAGAGGCCGCGUUUUCUUUAUUAUUUAUCCCUCCGCAUUCCCACAAUAUAUGCUCCAGAGUGGCUCUGAAUUCACAUGUUUUGCAUUUGUCCGUAGGAUAUACAUCCGGAUAUAUGAUGCGCGAGAGCGCAGGAUUCGGAUACGUCCUAGUUUGUAACUGACGCCAUGCGACAGACUGCUUUAUUGUGAAUUUUGCGUGAGGUCGCGGGAAUAUGCGCCUCUGUAACCUAUAAUGUUUCGUAAUGUCAUUAUAUGUUGUCAUUCAGUGCCUGAAAUAAAUAUUCAGACAGAGGGUCCUGCUAAAGUGAGCCGCUAUGUGCCAAGUAAACAUACUCUUCCUAAGGGGCCGUGCAGUUAACUGAUCAGGACUUUCCUGCAGUGUCUUCGUGACGUACCUAGCAGCGGACCACCGUUCUCCGGCAAACGGUGCAAGUUGUGUGGCCUGCCUAGUUGGCAAUGUGCCAGCUGGUGCGCUGUUUUACAAGUGAAUUUCCGCAAGGGGGCCAAGAUUUAAAGCUCUUCAUCGAUUGGAGGAGGCAUCGCUAAUUAGUAAGGCUCCUCGGCGAUUCCUACGGAUGCCUUAGAAACACCCACCGCUACAGCGUAUCUGGUAGACGCCGUAUGUACUGAGUUAAUUAGUUUUGUCUCAAGAAUCACCGAUGAACGCUAUUUAAGGGCAGGGCCGUUCAGUGGGAAGGCCUUGCGGUACUGUACUUUCUGUGUACAGGUACCUAUAGAGUUGAGGCUGAUUUCCGAGUGAAGAAACAUUCUAUAUUUAUUUUCUAGUAGUACACUCAUCUGCUUGUAUAAAUUGUUAAGUGAACUUGUGUUCUGCAUUCUACAACUUAUUGAUCAAGUGAUCAUUAUUUGCUGCUCACCCCCCGCCCACAUGUAAUGGCCUGCAGGGCCCUUCGGGUACAAAUAAAUAAAUAAAUAAAUAAAUAAAUAAAUAAAUAAAUAAAUAAAUAAAUAAAUAAAUAAAUAAAUAAAUAAAAACCGACGUUCGACCUUCGAUCAGAGGUUCUCCUGGGACAGAUAGGUGGAAGAUCAAUUAUGCCACCAUUCGGAAUCUAUAUAUUGGCAUAAAAGAAGGUGCUGCUAGGGCAACUUGUUCAGAAUUACAGGUUUAGCAAUCAUACACCUUAGGACAGGACAACAGAAGGUGCAGGACAUGCGCUUUGAUAGUGUCUUCGACAGUGUUUGCCGCGGGUCUGCGUUCUUUUGUCCCGUCCUGUAGCAUGGCACAAAUAUGCGCUCGUGGAACCUGCAUAUAGGCGUUACAGUCGGUACCAGUGGGGACCAUUUGUCGUUUUUCAGAAGCCUCCCGGCUGCGAGUGCGAAGCUUGUGUUAGCGGCUGCCCAGGCAGCUGGAGAGACCGCUUGAAGUAACUUGCGACAUCGAGUGGUGAUGUUGCUUGUUUUAAAUAGCGAUUCAUAGGUUUUUCUCUCUUGAUUAUACAUCAGCAGCACACGCCACUGCCUUGUCCGCUAAGCUUGCAGAGCCCAACCUGAGCGUUUACGCCGUGGCUACAAGUACUCAGUACAUGACUGUAGUCGGUGGCACAAAACGGAGCAGGCGAGAGGCGUCAUAUCAUUUCCGGAAUAGGCCUUGUUGAUCGCAAUCUAAUAUUGUUAAACAUAGCGUACGCACGGACUCUUUUGAAAGCACAAGCGUAGGCUUUGUCGGCCGCGAGCCAGCGAAGUUCUGAAGGGCGACGAUCAGUCAA